This is a messenger RNA of Anolis sagrei ordinatus, 3832 nucleotides long. It is a transcript of the gene FHIP1A, whose product is annotated as FHF complex subunit HOOK interacting protein 1A. NCBI's taxonomy places the organism in Eukaryota, Metazoa, Chordata, Lepidosauria, Squamata, Anolidae. The record is from RefSeq and is a predicted model, not a curated record.
CCUCCAACUGUUGAGGCCAAAGACUUGGAAAGGAGGCUGACUUGUUACACAAGCUCUUCCUUGAGGCGCCCCCCCUCUCCUUUUGUGAGGCACACGGGCACCAAAAGCCUGCCUUUUGAUGUUGUUUUGAGCCCUUUUUGUUGAAGAUUGAGGAGAGAGAGAGAGAGAAAGAGAGAGAAGCAGCUCUCUCCGAGCCCUGAAUCCUCCCCUCCCUCUUUCCCUUUGGGCGAAGGAUUACGGCUGCUCUAAUCUGGCGGCGGCGAAGGGAGGGAUUUACCUGCUGCUGCUGCUUCUGCUGCUGUUGCUUCUUCUCCUUGGGCUUCUCGAUCUCCAUUCCCCCCGGAGACUCUUUCCCUCUCAUCGGAGCCUCGGAAGGGGAAACUUUCCACUCCCCCGGAGAAUAUUAUCACUACUACUCCUCUCUCUUCUCAGAGCCACGCCGCCGGAGGAACAUCCCCCCCUUUGAGAGACCACAGGACUCUCUGGAAUGGCAGUGAGGAUGGAGUGAAAGCAGCUUACGCAGCGAAGAAGUGGGGAGAGGAAAGAGCUAUAUUAAAAAUGUCUUUUCAUACCUGACACUCGUAAUGCAGUGAUUGACUACACUAGCCACAUACGGAAUUUAACAUGGCCUAGUUGAAUUGAUUUUUGGAGAGUUGAUGAUGUCCACAGCCACAAGUUGCAAGAAAAACCAUCAGGCUGUGAGCCUCGAAGGAGUUGACCCAGAGACCUGCAUGAUAGUUUUUAAAACCCAUUGGGCACAGGUUGUAAAAAUCUUAGAGAAGCAUGACCCUUUGAAAAAUGUUCAGGCCAAAUAUGGGGUAAUACCUCCUGAUGAAGCCAGUACUGUGCAGAAUUAUGUGGAGCACAUGCUCUUCCUUUUAAUUGAAGAACAAGCCAAAGAUGCCGCAAUGGGCCCUAUCCUGGAGUUUGUGGUCACCGAGAAUAUCAUGGAGAAACUCUUUCUUUGGAGUUUGAGGCGGGAAUUCACUGAUGAAAUGAAAAUAGAACAACUGAAGAUGUACGAAAUGCUUGUCACACAGUCCCACCAGCCCUUGCUGCAUCACAAACCCAUCCUGAAACCUUUAAUGAUGUUGUUGAGUUCUUGCUCAGGAACCACAACCCCAGCUGUAGAGAUGGACUUGGUCGUUCUUCUCAACCAGCUCUGCUCAAUCCUAGCCAAAGAUCCAUCUAUCUUGGAACUCUUCUUCCACACCAGCGAGGACCAAGGAGCUGCAAACUUCCUGAUUUUUUCACUCCUGAUUCCUUUCAUCCAUCGAGAUGGGACUGUUGGCCAGCAGGCUCGUGAUGCAUUGCUUUUUAUCAUGUCACUUUCUGCAGAAAACAGUGUGGUUGCAAAUUACAUCGUAGAAAAUACUUACUUUUGCCCGGUGCUAGCAACAGGCCUAAGUGGCCUAUAUUCAUCUUUGCCUACAAAGCUGGAAGGUAAAGGAGAAGAAUGGAACUGUUUGCUGAAAGAUGAUUGGCUUCUUUCUCCAGCCCUUGUCCAGUUUAUGAACUCUCUUGAGUUCUGCAAUGCAGUAAUACAGGUGUCCCAUUCUCUGAUUCGUAACCAGCUUGUGAACUACAUUUAUAAUGGGUUUCUGGUACCUGUUAUGGCCCCAGCUCUUCAUAAGGUGACUGUGGAAGAGGUCAUGACUACAACUGCAUACUUGGAUCUCUUCCUAAGGAGUGUUUCAGAGCCAGCUUUACUCAAGAUCUUCCUUCGGUUCAUUCUACUUCACCGCCACGAAAAUGUGCACAUUCUGGAUACACUCACAAGCCGCAUAAACACUCCAUUUCGGCUCUGCGUGGUGUCCUUGGCAUUAUUCAGAACACUUAUCAGCUUACAUUGUGAAGAUGUGAUGCUACAGCUAGUUUUAAGGUACUUGAUACCCUGCAAUCACAUCAUGCUCAGCCAAAGAUGGGCUGUGAGGGAACGAGACUGGUAUUCUGUAUCUGCUGCUAGAUUGCUUGCCUUGACUCCAGUAUGCUGUUCUAGUGGGAUUACUUUGACUUUUGAAAGACAAGAGAAAGAUUACAUCCUGUGGAGAAAGAACAUACAUGGGGCAGGUUCCCCUGAAAGGUCUACCCAUGGUAGCAUUACAGACUCCACAUGUAUUGUUGAAUGUGGGAAAACAGUUGAUAUCAGUUAUCUCCAAUACCUCUGGGAUGCUCAAACUCUUAUACUCCACUGCAUGAAAGAUUGUGAGGUUUGGUCUUCUCCAUAUGAUGGUGAAAAUCCUGAUCCAUAUACCUUUAUUCAAACACUUGCUGAGGAGGAUAGUAAAAACCUAAAUCAGCCAAUUUUCCAACUUAAGCACAGAACCCCUAGCAACUCUCAUUCCUCUCAGAUAACUCCACUCACAGAAAAGAUGCAGCUUGAACUAGAAUGGGAUGAUAGCUAUGAUACAGGGAUGUCUCCUGGAUCUGUUACGGGUUCACCUCAGCACGAUGAUAGUUUACAGAGUGUAAAUGCAAAACCACCUGCAGAACCACCAAAGCACAUUCAAGAGAUGAAGAAAAAUGCAAUAAUGUUGAUCAAAGGGUCAUAUAUAGAGGAGUCAGACUUUCAAGAUGAUGUCAUGGUAUAUAGGUUAUGUGCUCAGAAAGAUGCACAGGAAAGGAACAACUCAAAAGAAUCCCCAAUGUCAGAAUCCCCAAAUGCACAUCAUCCAACCAUGUUCCUUACAAGUCCCCAACCAGAGUGCAAUGUGAAAAAUUCAAACAUAACUGAACAUACAGCAGUUGAGAUCCACGAAAGAACUAUUGAAACCAGCCCACAGCCGGACUUGGAACUGGGGUUGUCUUCCACAGAAGCAGAUCACAAUGCUAAUGUGAGGCUGCUCAGUCCAGAAAAUGAGGAUUUUAUUUCUCAAUGUGAUAACAUCAUUAAAGAAUUGGAUUCUAACUGUACAGGGUUAGUAGAACUUAAAUUGCUUAUCCCUGAUGCUAUUUCUCCCAUGGAGGAGGAAGAGGACUUUGAAAAUUUUUCAGCUGACACUCCCACCACAGAAAGUAUACCAUCACCCUUUGGAUCCAAAGAGGCAUGGUUAAGGAGUCCUUCAAGGAUCCAGAAUAUCCCAUUUACAGGGCCAUUUAUCAGUGUGGUGCUUUCAAAGCUGGAAAACAUGUUGGAAAACUCUUUGCAUGUGAAUUUGCUGCUCAUUGGUAUCAUUACCCACCUGGCUAGUUACCCACAACCUCUUCUGCGCUCCUUUCUGCUUAAUACCAACAUGGUAUUUCAACCUAGUGUGCGAUCAUUGUACCAGGUGCUAGCUUCUGUGAAAAACAAAAUUGAGCAGUUUGCUUCCAUUGAAAAGGAUUUUCCUGGUCUUCUCAUGCAAGCCCAACAAUAUCUCCUUUUACGGGUGGACAUGUCAGAUAUUCAUCUACAGUCACUGGCCAAAGACAAUGCCCAGCACAACAAUGUCACUGGGAAAGGUAGGAAUCUCUCAGAUGCGUCUCAAGCCAUCCUGCAUCCCUUUUCAGGAAGUAAGACAAAGAAAGGAGCGUCUCUUCCCAGCGUUCCUCUGCACAUCCGGAAUGCCAUCCUUGCGGCUGCCCUCUUCCCAGAGUUUCUCAAGGAGCUCGCUGCUCUUGCACAGGAACAUUCCAUUCUAUGUUACAAAGUAUUUAGUGAUUUUGAAGAUUAUUACUAGUUUUAAAGACUUUCUUUUUUGAAAAAAGACAUUUUAAUGUUUGUUUUAAACACAAGAACUACUUAUUAAGGAAAAUGUUACUUUAUAUUCCUGGUAAUACUUGAUUCAGGGAAACUUGUUACAUCUUCAUGUUGGGCCUUAUUUCCAACUGUGCAACAUACAAAUUUAGUGUA